AUGCUUCUACUUUUGGACCACAGUUUCGUUAUUCUUAUAGAACAAAAUUAUGAACUAAAUACUGUGGCUGCAACUGUUACAACAGCAACUACGACACCUGCGACGGUGACUGCCGCUGCCACAACUACGCCUACCUUACCUGUUACUACUGUUCAAACGGUUCAAACACCUACACCACGUCAAACUACAGAUAAUACCAAAGAAAAGUGCCGUAAAUUUUUAGCAAACUUAUUAGAGUUGUCUAGUCGAGAACCUAAAGCGGUGGAGAGAAAUGUUCGAACUUUGAUACAAGAACUAAUUGAUACUAAAGUUGAACCCGAGGAGUUCUGUGAUAGACUUGAAAGAUUAUUGAAUGCAUCACCUCAACCAUGCCUGAUUGGAUUUCUCAAGAAAAGUUUGCCACUUUUACGGCAAUCCCUCGUGACCAAAGAACUGGUCAUAGAGGGGAUAAAACCUCCUCCAGCUAAUGUUGUCUUUCCUAUAACAUCUGCUACUCCCGUAGUACCACAGCAGAAUCAGCUUAGACCAACUGUUGCUGUGGCAGCUGCAACAGUUCCCGUAACUGCUGUUAGUGCGACUACCCAAGUUAGAGUAAUGACUCCAUUACCUACAGCUACAACUACAAUUCCCCGACCCGCUCAGCCAGUUCAACAAAGGCUGAUACGACCUGUUACAACAGUAGUUCGUAGUCCUACUACAGCGUACACCGUGAAGUCAACGGUCGCUGUGACUGGAAUCAGACCAACAGUUCCCACAAUUCAAAAACCACCUAUUAUAACGACUGUUGUUAAAACAAUUACAGCUACAACGCAAGGCAAGACAGUUAACACAGCCACUACUGUUAAUAAAGCCGUUGUGCCUUCUUUCGUUCCAAAGCCAGUUACUAAAGAGAAAGAGAAAAAAACAUUUUCAUCCGCCGGAUACACGGGAGAUGAUGAUAUCAACGAUGUCGCGGCUAUGGGUGGUGUUAAUCUUGCCGAGGAAUCGCAAAGGAUUCUCGGCUCGACAGAAUUCGUUGGCACACAGAUCAGAUCCUGUAAAGACGAAGUGUUCUUACAUAUGACACCGUUACAACAGAAGAUUAAACAAAUUGUUUCUACGUAUGGAUUAGAAGAACCAAAUCAGGAAGUUGCAGCGUUAAUAUCUCACGCCGCGCAAGAAAGAUUAAAAAAUUUAGUAGAGAAGUUAGCAGUGAUCGCCGAGCACAGGAUAGAUUUGAUAAAGGUGGAUCCGCGUUACGAAGUGACACAGGAUGUUCGGGCACAGUUAAAAUUUCUAGAAGACUUGGAUAAAGUGGAACGUAGGAGACACGAGGAACAAGAAAGAGAGUUACUCUUACGCGCGGCGAAGAGUCGCGCGAAAACUGAGGAUCCAGAACAGGCGAAACUCAAGGCGAAGGCUAAGGAGAUGCAACGAGCUGAAAUGGAAGAGCUGAGGCAAAGAGAAGCGAACUUGACGGCGUUGCAGGCGAUCGGACCACGUAAAAAGCCUAAACUAGAUGUGGGAGGGUCUGUCAGUAGUCCAGGUAGUAACUCCGGUUUGAACGCGUCGACGACCGGGAUCAACAGACAAAUGCCGAUGAGACCACGUUUGAAGAGGGUGAACUUUAGGGACUUGUUGUUCCUUCUCGAGCAGGAGAAAGAAACGUGUAGGAGCACGACGCUGUAUAAGUCAUACUUGAAGUGAUGUUCUGUGAAGGGCAGGAACUUAUGUGACCCGCCCGAUAACUGGCGCCCUACCUGUAUGGUCUUCUGUGAGCUGGCCUCAAUGGACCUUAACGAGUCGAGUGACGUUAGUGCACGUUGCAUUAUUGUACAGUGUUUCAUAAGUUGCAUACAAUGAGGUUCACAUUAACGAAUCACGUCGGGAUUCCACAUAACAUUCAGAAUAACAUUAUUUCUACCAUGUCGAUAAGCUUCCCUACUGUAAAUGACUGAACAUUUUUUAAAUGUAAUAUAAUAGAUUGUUCUUUAUUUUUCAAAGGCGGAAACGGCAUCAUUGAAACGGGCAUUGUGUAUGAGCACAUGGCCCGAUGAUCAGUCUUGGG
This is a messenger RNA of Ceratina calcarata, 2047 nucleotides long. RefSeq names its product transcription initiation factor TFIID subunit 4-like. Bases 1 to 1686 code for a protein of 561 amino acids. Gene Ontology annotation, molecular function: DNA binding; protein heterodimerization activity; RNA polymerase II general transcription initiation factor activity. Gene Ontology annotation, biological process: DNA-templated transcription; transcription initiation at RNA polymerase II promoter. NCBI's taxonomy places the organism in Eukaryota, Metazoa, Arthropoda, Insecta, Hymenoptera, Apidae. The transcript is spliced from 9 exons. The record is from RefSeq and is a predicted model, not a curated record. Gene Ontology annotation, cellular component: transcription factor TFIID complex.